ACAAUAGCAUUAUCCAGAUAACUCCAUUGACUCUCUCUCUCUUUCUCUCUCUCUCUGCAAAUUUACUUUCUCUCUAAACUCAAAGCCAUGGGUGUGGAGCCCAAGCUGGUCCUCUGCUUUGCUGGCUUCAAGCUUGGAUUUUAAUGGGGUUUGUCUGCUGAGAAAGACCAGGGUUUCACUUGGUCCAAUCAAACAAAUAAUAGUCCUCUCCCUCAUUGAUAGCUCAUUUUCACUUCUCUCUCUUGUUCUAUCCCAUCACCUCAUCGUCUUCAUGCUCAAUAGAAGAGAGAGAAAACAAAAACACUCAAAACCCAUUUCUUGUUUGAUUUGAUGGAUCCACAGAUCUAACCCUUUUUCAGAUCUUCCUCUUUCCCCUGUAAAGACCUUUAGUGCAUAAAUUCAUCGUCUUGUGCGAAGGGAACUUUCAGAAUUGAAGUUUAUUUAAGUCAGACUUAUCUUGAGUCCACAUUAGAUGUGGGCAUUUGGGGAGUGGUUUGGAUGAGAAUGAGGUAUGUUAUCUGGGUUAAUGAACUUUUUGAGAGCCUGUUUUCGACCGAGGGGGGAUCGACAUGUUCACACGGGUUUGGAUGCUGGUGGUCGCCAAGAUGGGCUCCUCUGGUACAAGGAUACAGGACAACAUUUUAAUGGAGACUUCUCGAUGGCUGUAGUUCAAGCUAAUAAUUUACUCGAGGAUCAGAGCCAAAUUGAAUCGGGUUGUUUAAGCUUGCACGAUUCGGGGCCGUAUGGUACCUUUGUAGGGGUUUAUGAUGGGCACGGUGGCCCUGAGACGUCACGGUACAUCAAUGCUCAUCUCUUUCAACAUCUCAAGAGGUUUACUUUGGAGCACCAAUCCAUGUCAGUUGAGGUAAUCCGGAAGGCAUUUCAAGCAACAGAAGAGGGCUUUAUGUCUCUUGUUACGAACCAUUGGCCAAUGAACCCACAGAUUGCAGCGGUUGGUUCAUGCUGCUUGGUUGGAAUUAUCUGCAACGGGACCCUUUACAUUGCCAACCUUGGUGACUCCCGUGCUGUUUUGGGGAGACUUGUUAAGUCCACAGGGGAGGUUCUGUCCAUUCAGCUCUCAGCAGAGCACAAUGCUAGUAUAGAGUCUGUGAGACAGGAAUUACAUUCUUUGCACCCCAAUGACUCACAAAUUGUAGUUUUAAAGCAUAAUGUGUGGCGUGUAAAGGGCCUAAUACAGAUUUCAAGAUCCAUUGGUGAUGUAUACCUAAAGAAGGCUGAAUUCAACAGGGAGCCGUUGUAUGCUAAAUUUCGCCUUCGUGAACCUUUAAGGAGGCCAAUACUGAGCUCAGAACCAUCAAUUUCAGCGCAACAAUUGCUGCCGCAUGAUCAGUUUAUUAUAUUUGCAUCAGAUGGCCUCUGGGAGCACCUAAGCAACCAAGAAGCAGUUGAUAUAGUACAAAAUCAUCCCCGCAGUGGAAUUGCUAGGAGGUUGGUAAAAACUGCACUGCAAGAAGCAGCAAAGAAGAGGGAGAUGAGGUACUCGGACUUGAAAAGGAUUGCCCGCGGAAUCCGUCGGCAUUUCCAUGAUGACAUUACAGUGAUUGUUGUAUUUCUUGACUCAAAUCACGUGAGCAGGUCUAGCUCAACCAGGAGUCCUAAUCUAUCUGUGAAAGGGGGUGGGGUCAACCUACCUCCUAACACCCUUGCGCCUUGCGCUACGCCAACAGAAGCUUCCACUACUUGAUGUAUCUGUCCCUAAUGUUGUUGUCUGUUUUACUAUAUUCGUGUGAAUACAAGGUAGAUUCUGAAAAGAUAAGAAGAGCCGAUCGUCAAUUCUUUAAUGUAAACUGUAACUGUCAGACUGAGAACUAAUACUUGGGUUUAGUUUCUGUACCCAUGAAAAAGAGAAUGAGAAAGUUAACUUCAUGGUGACAAUCCUCAUCGUUACUAAUAGUGCGAAAACGAAGUUACUGAUGGUUGUCUUGUUAUUUUGAAGAGCUUCUCAAACGCGCUUUAAACCCUUUGAUCCC
Messenger RNA from Ilex paraguariensis (yerba mate), 1991 nucleotides. The record is from the annotation of a GenBank genome assembly. NCBI's taxonomy places the organism in Eukaryota, Viridiplantae, Streptophyta, Magnoliopsida, Aquifoliales, Aquifoliaceae.